AUGGAAGUGGAUCCUCAAAGUGAAGACAAUUUGCAACAUUACUUCAAGUUUUCCAAUGUCUUAAAAGAUUAUAUCGUAGAUUCAAUAAAUAGCAAAGACAAGCCGGACCCACUGGAUUUGAUAAGGGAAUUUCGUUCAUUUACAGGGAAUAAAGCUCUGCAGUGUCUAAGUAAAAAUGACUACGACUUGAAGUCUUCUAAUGAUUGGGAGUUAGAGGCCAAAUUCUGGCAUUUGUUGGAAUUAUUAUUGAGUUUUAGAACAUCUGAAGACACCUUAGAUCUAGAAAGCUCUGUUAUAAAUGGUUACAACUCAAGCGCAGCCUUUGAAAAGGAUUUAUUGCACAAGGAUAAGCAACUAUAUCAGAUAUGGAUAAUUAUGGUGUGGUUGCAAGAAAACAUUACACUAGAGGAGAAGCCAAAAAAUCUACCGACAUCUAAAUGGUCCAAUUCUGUACUUACAGGAGUACUAAAAAGUGCAGAUUUAGAUGCACCUUUAAGAAAUGUCCAUAAUCAAAUUGAUGUCAAGGAUAAAGAGGAAGAUCAUAUUUUUUAUAAGCACAUUUAUAAUCUAUUAUUGGCGGGUCAAUUCGAGGCGGCCUUUAGCGAAUGUAAAAGCUCCGACAAUAUUACGCUGUGUAUGAUAUUUUGUGGCAUGCAAGAAUAUUUAAAUCCAAAAAUUGACACUCAAUUUGCAGAAGAAUUUGAAGUACAACAAGGUGUUAAAAAGCAUGCUCUUUGGAGAAGAACAGUUUACAAUCUCUCACAAUCCCCAAAUCUCGAUCCUUAUGAACGUGCGAUCUACAACUAUUUAUCUGGUACAAUGCCUAGUGAUGAAAUUUUGAAAGAAACUGAUUGGGAUUCUGAACUAUUACUAAACUUGAAUCAAAUUCUACAGAUCAAUAUUGAAAAUUAUAUGUUACAAAAUAGCAAAAUCGAGCAAUCUGAACUUAUUUAUCCACUUCCUGAUACUGCAAUGAGCAUGGAAAAUGUAUUAAACUUAGUCUCAUCUAAGCACCAAAAAGAAAGUGAACAUCCUAUCAGAGUUUUAAUAGGCGCCGUUAUUUUAAACACAUUAUCGUCUGUACUCCAUUCUUCUGUGGAAAUGUUGCUAGAUAUUGUGAAAGGCAUUGAAACUAGUAAUGAUUUACUAGAUGAGCCAUACUUGCUAAGAAUUGUUACACAUUUGAGUAUUAUACUAGAUAUAAUCACUCCUGGGAUUGUCUCCAAUGAUGAUAAAGUCAAAUUAAUAACUGCAUACAUCAGUAUUUUAAAACUUCAAAAGUUAUAUGAUCUUAUUCCAGUUUACGUUUGUUUCUUAAAUGAGUCAGAUUCUUUGGAAGCUUAUUCAUUCAUAUUAUGUACCCUGGAAGAUCCACACAUAAGGCAAAAACAAUUAAAAUUAAUGAGUUUUUUGAAUUUACCAGUGUCAAACAUUUUAAAGAGGACUACGCAACGGGUUUUCGUCGAAACGGAAGCCAAUUAUACCCCAAGUGAAAAUAUAUCUAUUACACAGGACAUAAGCUUGACAGAUAGGCACUUAAUUUUUUCUGUAGAAUGGUUGAUUGAAGGAAAACUUUAUGAUGAUUCUGUUGAGGCUAUCGUAGCUUUUGCCAGGAGAUUACUAAUCAAUGGUAAAAUAAAGUCAUUAGAAUAUUUCAUGGAUCACAAUAAUAUUGAGGAAAUACUCCAAAAUUAUAAAAUUGAAAAUAUUUCAAUGGAUGACGACGAACACAAUGAUAAUGAUGAUACAAAAGUAAAAGAAAUUAAACAAUACCAGGCUUUGAUUUCUGGGUUCAAGCACUAUGAAGAAUGGCAAAAAUCCAUAAAACUUUUGAACUCAGAAUCAAAUAUUCCCUCACUAAUAGAAAAAUUUCAAGAGUACUCCAAGAAUACAGUAGAAUUGAUAAAAAGUUUCUUGGUAGAACUAACAGAUGAUAUUAAUAAUCUGGACCAUACUGUGCUCUUUGAAAUUAGAUCCUUGUAUACUCCAUAUUUGAUUAUCGAAUUACAUAAAGGCUUAGUGGAGGCUGCAAACCUACUGAAUAUUCCAACAUUUAUCAACGAAGCACUGUCAUUUACAAACCUAGUUGCAAAUGAAACUGACAAAAUUUAUCUUUUAUUCCAGUCCAGUGGCAAGUUGAAGGAAUAUUUACAACUCGUUGCAUACACGGCUACACUAGUUGAAUAA
Molecule: messenger RNA, 2187 nt
Organism: Kazachstania africana CBS 2517
Lineage: Eukaryota; Fungi; Ascomycota; Saccharomycetes; Saccharomycetales; Saccharomycetaceae
Gene: NUP84
Product: Nup84p
Exons: 1
Coding region: 1-2187 (728 amino acids)
Biological process (GO): protein import into nucleus; mRNA export from nucleus; post-transcriptional tethering of RNA polymerase II gene DNA at nuclear periphery
Cellular component (GO): nuclear pore outer ring; nuclear pore
Molecular function (GO): structural constituent of nuclear pore
Source: RefSeq, a predicted model, not a curated record